This is a messenger RNA of Corylus avellana, 585 nucleotides long. The record is from RefSeq and is a predicted model, not a curated record. Lineage: Eukaryota; Viridiplantae; Streptophyta; Magnoliopsida; Fagales; Betulaceae.
CCAUUCUGUUUGUUACUAUUUUGAUUUUCAGACACACCCAUCACAGACCUGCUUCAUGUCAUCAGUAGAUCUGCACACUCAUUACUCCUACCAGAUUAUGCUACCAGAAGCGAUUGCAAUUGUUAUGGCCCCUACAGAUACUUCGAGUCCGCAUGGCAUAUUUCAUUUAUCUGAUCCAAGCGGUGUGUCUGUGAUUAGACAUUGCCAACAACGUGGCUUUCAUCCCCACGAGGAGCCAUCUGAUGGGAGCCCAAUUUAUGAGCAUUGUUCACAUGUCUAUAUGAACCCCAAUUUGAAGUAUGAUGUUGUUGAUCUUCGGCGAGACUGAGACUCUUGAGUUCUUUACACUCUUGAUGAAAAUAAUCUUCAGGUUGAGGGAAAAUAUGUAUAUGAGCAGUAAAUAUGUUUUCACCUCACAAAGUUAUAGUAAAUUCAACUGGUUUUCUGAAUGGAUAUAGGACAAAUAUGAAGCACAUCCAUUUGCGAGAAAGCACAAGUUGGUCUUCGAUUUUGUAUCAUUGUAGUGAUACUUGACUGGUAAAUAUUAAUCGUGUAAUUAAAAACACCGGCAUUGUUCUUUGAGUC